UUCGCACUACCAGUCCCAUUACUACCAAUAUACUCUGUCAGGUCGACCUCUACAUGCUACCCCUGUAAUAAUUUCAACAAAGUAUGGUUACGUUCCUUCUCAUUAGUUCUAUUGGAUUAGUCUACACCUAGUUGUCUGUCCCGGAUUCGCACAUCUUCGCACGUAGCUCAUGAAUAUUUGUAACAGAAAUUUUAGUACAAUAUUUUUUUAAAUUACAAAUUUAUAUAUAUAAUUGUAUACAAAUUUCUCUGUUACUAUCUUUUGAUUAUCUGUUAUUUCUGGACUAGACAAUAAAUAAAAUUACCACUUAUAUUCAAGUUAAUUGAAUUGAAGAUCACUUCACACUGAAAUUAGUUUGACAAUUAACACCGAAACGUAGAUACCAGCUAAUAUAGUUCUUAUUGCUAUACAAUAAGAGCUAUUUACAAAUAUGUUAUCGACUUUAUUUCAACAAUAGAAUUUACUGUUGUGAAAUGUUAUAUAUGUGCCUUAAUGUAAAGUCGGAAGGUUCUAUAUUAAACAUUUUCUGAUUUUUACAUCGCCAAAUGUUUUAGGUAUACGUAAUGUAUCCUUGAAAUUCAGUUUAGCCGGAGCAAUGAUCCGAUGUAGACGAUUCGGAGGUAUUACUUCGAUCGCAAUAUUUACAUAGCAGGAUCUCCACAGUGUUGCAGAAACAAUGACAAUUCAAACGGACACCUUUGCCGAGUACGUAAUUGUGGAGUAUCGAUGGCUGAUAGUAAUAGUGGCGUUACUGCCUAUAUCAUUAUUAUGGAAGGUUUGGUCCACCUUCAGGAACUGGUUAGUGUUUAAGCUGAACAGUGCGCCCAGGAUGCACGAUAAGAAGGUCAAGGAUGUACAGAGGCAGGUAAAGGAAUGGCUGGCAGGAGAUCGCAACACUCGACUGUGCACGGCCCGCCCCACCUGGCAGACGAUGUCAUUUCGCCAUGGCCUAUAUAAAAAGACCUCCACUAAUAUUUCUGUUAACCUCGUCGAUGUGCUGGAAGUAGACACAAAGAAUAUGACAGUACGGUGCGAACCUCUAGUGACAAUGGGCCAGCUCUCACGUACUCUGGAGCCAUUGGGCUUGGCAUUAGCUGUGGUUCCUGAACUCGACCAGCUGACAGUUGGUGGGCUCGUCAUGGGCACAGGUGUGGAGACUUCCUCUCAUAUUCAUGGAUUGUUCCAGCACAUUUGCCUUCAAUACGAGCUGGUGAUGGCAGAUGGAUCUGUGAUCACUUGUAGCAAAGACGAGAGAGCUGACUUGUUCUAUGCUGUGCCAUGGUCAUACGGCACUCUUGGGUUCUUGACUUCUGUCGUCAUCAAAGUGGUGCCAGCUAAAAAGUACGUACGUCUCCAGUAUGAAUCCUAUACAAAUCUGCCAGAGCUGGCGGCGAGGUUUUCUAAAGAGUCUUUAUCUAAGGAGCCCCAUCAGUUUGUGGAAGCUCUACUAUUCACCAAAGAUACUGGUGUUGUUAUGACUGGUGAUAUGGUAGAUGAAAUCGGGAUGGAUGGAAAGUUAAAUUCCAUUGGCAAAUGGUAUACAGAAUGGUUUUACAAACAAGUAGAGAGACAUUUGAAGAGAUAUACAGCGGGCGAUAGACAACCAGUUGUGGAAUACAUACCUCUGAGAGACUAUUAUCACAGGCAUACAAGGAGCUUGUUCUGGGAACUGCAGGAUAUAGUUCCAUUCGGCAAUAACAUUAUCUUCCGCGUGCUAUUCGGAUGGCUGAUGCCUCCUGAGGUAUCAUUGCUGAAGCUGACGCAGCCAAAGACAGUCACCAAGCUAUAUGAUCGAGCACACAUCAUUCAGGAUAUGCUGGUGCCUAUAGAUCGUCUAGAAAAGGCAGUCCUAAAAUUUCAUGAGGAAUUUGAGGUAUAUCCGAUCUGGUUGUGUCCGUUCAAAGUAUUAAAUCAACCAGGGCAGUUGAGGGUCAAGUCUGGCGAUUGGCAGAUGUUCGUCGAUAUAGGGGUCUAUGGAGUGCCCAAGGCUAAGGGAUAUGAAACCGUUGCUUCAACCCGUCGCAUUGAAAGCUUCGUCGUUCAGAAUGAUGGAUUCCAGAUGUUGUACGCUGAUACUUAUACGACCCUCGAAGAGUUCCGGCAGAUGUUCGACCAUACGUUAUACGAUAAAGUCCGUGACAGCCUGCCCUUCUGCAAGGAAGCCUUCCCCGAGAUCUACGGCAAAGUGAAUAGAACUGUCAGAAAAUAAGAAUGUGAACAUGAGAAUCUAUUGCUACGAUGAUUCUCAGGUUUUUAAUGUUAAUACCGUUGAUAUUAUCGCUGAUUUUAAUGAUUAAUAUGUUAAUGAAUUUCAGCAAAUACGACCUGUCCAACUUCGGUGAAUCUUUGAACCGUGCUUUCAACUUCUAUUGCCCAGAAAAGUCCUCUUAAUAUGUAGACAUUCACUGGAUACAGUAACUGCUUUCUAUCAGGUGGGCCGUAUACCUGUUUGCCACACGAGUGGUAUAAAAAAAAAUAUAGACGCAAGCAUUUUAUAAAACGCUUUUUGGAGACAUAAAAUUUUCUGAAGACACGAGACCAAAAAAGGUCAUAAAAAUUAGACAGAAAUCGUACUUGUUGAAAAUCAUACACGUACAUAUGGAGAUGUACGCGACGAAUUUUUUUUUUUAUGUAUAAAAUAUUGUUUUUAUUAACAAAUAAAAAGAUUAUAUAGGUGAUCACUAUAAUACCGUAUUGUAUGCCAUAAUUGUAAAAAUAAAUCAAUACCUAAAUCAA
Messenger RNA from Galleria mellonella (greater wax moth), 2736 nucleotides. RefSeq names its product delta(24)-sterol reductase-like. Bases 677 to 2209 code for a protein of 510 amino acids. Gene Ontology annotation, cellular component: cytoplasm; membrane. The transcript has 10 exons. Gene Ontology annotation, biological process: steroid metabolic process. Gene Ontology annotation, molecular function: Delta24(24-1) sterol reductase activity; FAD binding. The record is from RefSeq and is a predicted model, not a curated record. Lineage: Eukaryota; Metazoa; Arthropoda; Insecta; Lepidoptera; Pyralidae.